CAAUUUCCCAUGAGCACUAGCAACCAAAAUCACAAGAUCAAUCAUGGGACGUUGCAGCCAUAGUUUCUAACAGUGUUUUGACUUUGUUUGGGGAUCUGAUCUGGAAACAUGGCAGUAGAAACCAUCGCACCUGAUUGGGAGUUUGACCGUUUUGACGACGGUUCUCAGAAAAUACACACAGAAGUUCAGUUGAAGAACUACAGCAGAUUUCUGGAGGAAUACACCUCCCAGCUGAGGGGAAUUGAAGAGGCUCUGGAUGAUUCUAUAGGAGAUGUGUGGGACUUCACUCUGGACCCCAUCGCUCUAAAGCUUCUCCCUGACGAGCAGACUUCGUUAUUAGAGUUAAUUAAAACAGACAAUAAGGUUUUAAACAAAGUUAUUACUGUUUAUGCUGCUCUCUGUAGUGAAGUAAAAAAGCUCAAGUAUGAGGCAGAAACCAAGUUCUACAAUGGAUUAUUGUUUUAUGGAGAGGGAGUGUGUGAAACUGGUGUUGUCGAAGGCGAAUCUCAGAUUCAAAUGGGCCGAUUUAUUUCGUUCUUGCAGGAACUGUCCUGCUUUGUUUCCAGAUGUUAUGAAGUGGUGGUCAGCAUCAUUCAUCAGCAGGCUGCCCUUUACAACAGUAGCAAGGGAGCAGCAAAAAUCAUUGAAUCAUCUGGUGUCCAUUUCCAGGUGGUGUAUGAGCACCUGGGGGAGCUGUUAGUGGUUCUGAUCACGCUCGAUGAGAUUAUGGAAAAUCAUGGUACCCUAAAAGAUCACUGGAAGAUGUAUAAAAGGUUAUUAAAGUCUGUUCAUCACAACCCCGGAAAAUUUUCCAUCUCUGAAGAAAAACUGAAACCAUUUGAGAAGCUCCUGUUGAAGCUGGAGGGGCAGCUGCUGGAUGGCAUGAUACUUCAGGCAUGUGUGGAGCAGAGGUUCGAUGACCCAGCUGAGGGGGUGACUGUCUCCAAAAACGGCGCCUUUGCCGAGGAGUUCGCCUUCAACAUUCGCUCCAUAUUUACUAAUGUGGAGUCAAAGAUUGGUGAACCUUCUGAAAUUGACCAGAGAGAUAAGUACGCUGCGGUCUGUGGCCUCUUUGUCCUACACUUUCACAUUUUUAGAAGCGUUGACAAGAAACUCUUCAAAUCGUUGCUUGAUGUCUGUAAAAAGGUCCCUGCUGUCACUCUGAUUGCAAAUAUCAUCUGGUUCCCCGAUACCUUCCUCACCACUAAAGUCCCGGCUGCUGCCAAACUGAUGGACAAGAAAAGCCUGCAGGCGAUCAAAACACAGAGAGACGCCUACCUGCAGCAAAGGGCCCAGACUUUAACAAAGGACGUCCAGUCGUACUACGUUUUUGUAACUUCGUGGAUGAUGAAGAUGGAGUCCAUCCUGUCCAAAGAGCAUAAGAGUGACAAGAUGGCAGAGGACCUCAACAGCAGAUGUAAUGUGUUCUUGCAGGGCAUCCUGUACGCUUACAGCAUCAGCACCAUCAUCAAGACCACCAUGAACAUGUAUAUGUCGAUGCAGCGGCCCAUGACCAAGACGUCUGUCAAAGCACUUUGUCGUUUGGUGGAGUUGCUGAAGGCUGUAGAGCACACAUUUCACAGGAGGUCGAUGGUUGUAGCGGAUUCUGUUUCACAUAUCACUCUCCAGCUCCAGUCUCAGGCCCUCAAUGCCAUCAACACUGCAAAGAAAAGGGUGAUCUCUGAUAAAAAGUACAGUGAGCAGCGUCUGGACGUCCUUUCAUCCUUGGUGCUUGCAGAAAACGCUUUGAGCGGGCCGAGCACAAAGGAGCGACGCCUCGUGGUAUCUCUUGCUCUGUGUGUCGGCACUCAGCUGAAAACAUUCAAAGAUGAGGAGCUGCUCCCUCUGCAGGUCCUUCUGAAGAAGCUGGAUUUGAUCAGUGAGCUUAGUCAAAGGGUCAGGAUCCAGUGUGACUGUAGUUUCCUUUACUGGCAUCGAGCUGUCUUCCCUAUCUACCUCGACGAUGUGUAUGACAAUGCUGUAGAUGCAGCACGGAUGCAUUACAUGUUCAGUGCUCUAAGAGACAGCGUGCCAUGCAUGCUCCACGCUAAACACCUGGGGUCGUGUGACCAACUGCUGGAGUGCUUCGACAAGGAGAUCAUGGAUGUGUUCAAUGAGCAUCUCCUCGAUAAGCUGUGUAAGGAGAUUGAGAAGGACCUACGUCUGUCUGUCCACACCCACCUGAAGCUGGAUGACAGGAACCCUUUUAAAGUCGGCAUGAAGGACUUGGCCCACUUCUUCUCUGUCAAACCCAUCCGAUUCUUCAACCGCUUCAUUCACAUCAAAGCUUAUGUGACCCACUACUUGGAUAAAACUUUCUACAACCUGACCACUGUUGCUCUGCAUGACUGGGCCACCUACAGUGAGAUGAGGAACCUGGCAACGCAGCGCUACGGGCUCACAAUGACUGAGGCUCACCUGCCCAGCCAGACACUGGAGCAGGGUUUGGAUGUUCUGGAGAUCAUGAGAAACAUACACGUUUUUGUCUCCCGCUACCUCUAUAACCUGAACAACCAGAUCUUCAUAGAAAAAGCAAGCAACAACAAGCAUCUCAACACAAUCAACAUCCGUCACGUCGCAAACUCCAUCCGGACCCACGGAACGGGCAUCAUGAACACCACGGUUAAUUUCACCUACCAGUUCCUGCGGAAAAAGUUCUACAUCUUCAGCCAGUUUAUGUAUGACGAACACAUCAAGUCCCGACUCAUUAAGGACAUUCGCUUUUUCAGGGAAAUAAAGGAUCAGUCGGACCAUAAGUAUCCUUUUGAGCGUGCAGAGAAGUUUAACCGUGGCAUCAGAAAGCUCGGCCUCACCCCUGAUGGACAGAGCUACCUGGAUCAGUUCAGACAGCUCAUCAGUCAGAUCGGCAACGCUAUGGGCUACGUGCGUAUGAUCCGUUCCGGAGGCCUUCACUGCUGCAGCAGUGCGAUCAGAUUUGUACCAGACCUGGAAGAUAUAGUCAACUUUGAAGAGCUAGUGAAGGAGGAAGGACUAUCGGAGGAAACCCAGAGAUCUGCCUGCGUCCUGGAUUCAGUGUUGAGCGAUCUGACCAGUAACUCUGCUGAGGGGACAGAAUACUUCAAGAAGCUGGUGUCCGUUUUUGCCCCCGAGUUCCGUAGUGCAAAGAAUAUGCACCUGAGGAACUUCUACAUGAUUGUACCUCCUCUGACUGUGAAUUUCGUGGAGCACUCAAUCAGUUGUAAAGAAAAGCUCAACAAGAAAAACAAAACUGGAGCAGCUUUUACAGACGACGGCUUUGCAAUGGGUGUUGCAUACAUUCUCAAGCUGCUGGACCAGUACCUGGAGUUCGACUCUCUGCACUGGUUCCAAGCGGUCCGGGAUAAGUACAGAAAAGAGCUGAGUGCGGUGGUGAAGGAACAGACCGUACAGUCCGCUGGUCAGGAUGAGAAGUUGGUUCAGACGAUGAAUCUCACCCAGAAGAGGCUGGAUGUCUACCUGCAGGAGUUCGAGCUACUUUACUUCUCAUUAAGCAGCGCAAGGAUCUUCUUCAGAGCGGACCAAACAGCAGCAGAGGAAACCCAGGAGAAGAAAGGUAAAGAUGAACCGGGGAAAGAAGGAACUUCACCAGAAGGAUCAAUGGCUGCUGACUCUUCAAAGUGAGCUUCAUGUGAAACCAGAGCUUGUUUUUUUUUAUUACUCUGUAGAGAAACUAUCUUGAAGACAGAAAAUGAGGCGGACCCACCUGAUGUCAGUUUGUGGAUAAAAGACUAUAAAAACUAGGAAUGUUUUUAUUUCCCAUGGUCAACUUAAAGACUGUACCUCCAGGAAAUGUCUCUUCAUAUUCCUUUUUUUUAACAUCCAGUAAUGUAUAGUUUGUUUUUACAAGCACCUUCUUCUUGUACUAAUUUAAAAUGUUUUUUUUUUCUUAAAUCUUUCACCCAAGUUUUCAUAAUGAGUUCGAAAUGUUUUUUCUUCAUUGAGCAUUUGUACAAAAGAAUCAUCUGUGCCUUUGUAGAGUUGAUUUGUUUACAAGCAGCGGUUUCCAAACUCUGGGGUAGCUGUCA
Messenger RNA from Cyprinodon tularosa, 4025 nucleotides. RefSeq names its product WASH complex subunit 4 (gene washc4). NCBI's taxonomy places the organism in Eukaryota, Metazoa, Chordata, Actinopteri, Cyprinodontiformes, Cyprinodontidae. Bases 109 to 3621 code for a protein of 1170 amino acids. The record is from RefSeq and is a predicted model, not a curated record. The transcript has 33 exons. Gene Ontology annotation, cellular component: endosome; WASH complex. Gene Ontology annotation, biological process: endosomal transport; endosome organization.